UAUAAUCCGAUUGGAGGAGGAAACUCCCCAUGUAUACAGGCGCACCUGGAUAAACCGAUUAUUAGAACCUUUUUUGUGUUACUGCGCAAGUGUGAGGGCGCGCGAGAUAAGGUUAAUAAACAACGAAUUGUGUCAUUUAACGGCAGAUAACAGCAUUGGUCAGUCACAGUGUAAUUAAAAUGGCAGCAGCUGUUAAAAAAAACAAAAAUUGGUCGGGGGAAGAGACGUUGUUUUUGUUGAAAACCCUUCAAGAACAAAAUAUAAUGGCUAAGCUAGAUGGGAGGAAGGUGAGGAAUGUCGAGAUUUUUAGCGACGUUUAUACAGCAUUGAAAGAGGCCGGUUUCGACCGGUCGGUUGAUCAAAUCAAGUCAAGAUGGAAAGCGCUGAAAGCCUCAUACUCCAACGCCAAAAGGCAAAAUAGCAAAAGUGGAUCAAGCCCGGCUAAUUUCGCCUACCAAAAAGAAAUGGACGAUAUUCUUGGAGGCAGACCCCUUUCAGACGUCAGCCAUGGUGUUGAUGUCGGGUUUGAGGAGGAGGAGAUCAAUGUUACCAGUUUGGAGGAAUCUGAAGAGGACGCCAGCGACCUGGACACCAGCCAACUGUCAGUGCCAGCUGACAAAGAGGUGGAACAGGCGGUGCAGUGCAGUGCAUCAGACAACAUCCAUCCUACUACUACUACUACUACCAAUGCCAAAGCCAGCAGAAAGAGACCAAGCCCAGCUUCGUCAACGUAUGAAAAAGCCAUGCGCACCUGGGGCACAGAGUAUCAGAGCUGGGCUGAGCAGCAACAGGAACGAAGACAAGAAAGGGAGGAAAGAAUGCUGCAGAGGUUUAUGGAGGAAAGCAACCGAUCCAAUGAACGUUUGGUGGCGCAAAUCUUUGAAGGAUUAAGAAGCAUCAUCCCACCUCAGCCAAUGGCAUACCCGGCACCUCCAAUGCCCUAUCAACACCACCAGGCACACAGUUCAGCUACUUCCCAGAGAAACCCAAUUCAUGGUGAUUACUCACUUUAUGACAUGGAUAGCUGGAAUUCAUAAAAUACAACAGACAUUCAUGUCAUACACACACGAUAACAGUAAUUGAAGUUCAUUAAAUAUAGAAGUAUUGAAUUAAAAUACACAUUUAAAUGUGACCCUUAAAUGUGUCCUUGUUUUACUACUAGCCAGGUUCCAAUGUAGUUGUGCAUAAUGUACACACUAUAACAGCUCGACCAGGGGUGUCAAACUCAAAGUGAAUAAGGGCCAAAAUCACGCAAUACUCAUAGUUUUCAAACAAAAUAUUUCCGGCCAUCGUAUAUGGUAGUUCAGAUGUGCCAGCACAUUUUGUGUUGUGUAUGAGUGUGAGCCGUUUCAUUGGCCUGUGCCCACUCAUAUUCCUGUGAUACACCA
Molecule: messenger RNA, 1388 nt
Organism: Engraulis encrasicolus (European anchovy)
Lineage: Eukaryota; Metazoa; Chordata; Actinopteri; Clupeiformes; Engraulidae
Exons: 3
Coding region: 180-1037 (285 amino acids)
Source: RefSeq, a predicted model, not a curated record